This is a messenger RNA of Halichondria panicea, 4897 nucleotides long. RefSeq lists its product as uncharacterized. The coding region runs from base 1221 to 3761 and encodes 846 amino acids. Gene Ontology annotation, molecular function: nucleic acid binding; zinc ion binding. The record is from RefSeq and is a predicted model, not a curated record. Lineage: Eukaryota; Metazoa; Porifera; Demospongiae; Suberitida; Halichondriidae. The transcript has a single exon.
AGUUGAUCGCAACAUAAGAGCUCAUAUCAGCUAGCUAGCUAGCUACAUGUAUAGCUUAGCUAAGGAACUUGUGGAGCAGAGUCUGAGGCCAGAGGGGGGUGCUGGAGCACCCUCUGCCCCCCUCUGGCUACGCCACUGAUUAGGCUACAAGUGCUGUCAACGGCACCAAUCUCGGCUGUCACUGAUGGACGUACUUUGGCUCUACGCCAGUUGGCACAACUGCAGGCAAAACUCACUGCCAUAGGAGACGAUAUCUCUACACUCGCUGCCGACCCAAAUGACGUACCGUUAGUGCACCUCUACCAAGAACAACUCAUGGAAUUCAAGCGAGAACUAUUUGACAUUCGCAACAACGUGAUAUCGAUCACCGUGGACGACUCUGACCCCCUAAAUGAUACUAUCAAGAGGCAGGAGAAAUUGAUAUUUGACAUGUCUGUCACCGUGAAGAGGCUUCUCUACAGCCCUAGUACAGAAGCUCUCGUCCCUACCACACCAGAAACUCCGACUCGUGGAGUCAAUCUUCCCAAAAUUGAAAUAGCUACAUUCAAUGGUGACCUGCUCAGUUGGCAAACAUUCUGGGAACAGUUUGAUGUGUCCAUACACAGCCGCAGGGACGUUAGCAAUGCUGAGAAACUGGCCUAUCUUCGCCAUUCCCUGAAGGAUGGAUCUGCAAAGGCAGUCAUAGAAGGAUUGUCGCAAUCGGGUGAUCAGUACUUGGAAGCAAUUGCAUCGCUCAAGGCGAGAUACGACCGACCAAGGCUAAUUCAUCAAACCCACGUCCAGAAGAUAUGUGAAGCCCCAAGUCUUAAAGAUGGUUCUGGCAAAGAAUUGAGACGUCUUCACGAUACCGUUCAACAACAUCUGCGCGCCCUCAAGGCGAUGGACCAAGAUCCCUCUGGAGCCUUCAUCACAUCCAUGAUGGAACUAAAGCUCGACCAAACUACCAUGUUUGAAUGGCAAAAGACUAGCCAAGCCACAAAAAGCGUACCUCAUUACCAGGCUAUAUUGGAAUUUCUCAACCUCCAUGCCCAAGCUGCAGAGACCUGCUCUACCCAAGAAAGAAAACAUGUUCGAAACGACUCAAGAAAACCACCCAGAUUGAUUCCAUCUCAUAUCGGACAUGUGUCUGAGGUGAAUGCUACUGUUUGUGUCGUGUGCAAGACUGAGAAACAUCCUUUAUACACUUGCCCCAAGUUCAAGAACCUAUACCCCAUGACAAAAUGCUGCUAACUAUCCGUUCCAACAACUUAUGCCUGAACUGCUUCAGAACAGGACACAUGGCGAGAAACUGCACAAGUAUUCAUCGGUGUAAAAAGUGUCAAAAAACUCAUCAUACUUUGUUGCACACUGAUGCUAAACCUCCUGAUGCUAAACCUCCUGACUCACAGUCAACCACCAAGGACCCUCCAACGAUCGAGCAAUCUCUCACAGCCAGCGUUGUAUCUACUAAUGUUGGACAGGUUGGAUCGGGCUCACAUACGCUUUUAAUGACCUGCCAAGUGUUAAUCCAUGCUCCCAAUGGUUCUCAGAUCAGAGCACGUGGUCUACUGGACACUGGUUCAUCAAUCUCGUUUGUGUCGCAACGAUUGGUGCAAUCUCUCAACUUACAAAGAUCAUCGAAGAAUCUUGAGAUCACUGGAAUAGCGGGAAUAUCUCACAACUCCCCACUGCACUCAGUCUCCACUUUCUAUAUCUCACCGACUGAUUCACCAAAUGAAAAGAUGCCAGUCACUGCGAUAGUGGUCCCAAGGGUCACCUGUGACUUACCAGUGCAACCCACUCCAUUUGAUUCGAAAUGGGAGCACCUAUCCGAUUUGAACCUCUCUGACCCAGACUUUGGCCAACCUGGAAGAAUUGACAUACUUCUUGGAGUUGAUAUUUACACUGAGGUGUUACUGCAGGGCCGGCGGAAGGGACCAACUGGAUCAAUAUCCCCUGUGGCAUUUGAAACGGCAUUCGGCUGGGUACUUGCUGGAAAGACAGGAAAACUCUCCACUACUCCUGACAAGAUCACUAAUUACCAUGUAUCUGUUACCUCUGGUGAUGACAUCCUGAGAAAGUUCUGGGAAAUAGAAGAAAGCACCAAAACUGGAUCAAACUUCUCCCCACAAGAACGCACUGUUGUUCACCAAUUUGAAAGAAACCACUCUCGUAGAGAAACUGGUCGAUUUAUUGUCCCACUUCCCAAGGAUCUACAUGCCAAAUCGAUUAGAGAAUCCAGAGCACAAGCCGUCCGCAGAUUUCUAUCCCUAGAAAAGACCUUACGCUCCAAGGAACAAUUCUCACAAUUUGCUGCUGUCAUGGAAGAAUAUAUGGACCUGAAUCAUGCUGAAAUUGUUCCAGUUGCUGAUUUACAGAAACAAAAUGAAGAUGUGUUUUAUUUGCCAAUGCAUGCUGUUCACAAGGAGCACAGUACGACUACGAAGAUCAGGGCUGUAUUUGACGCGUCAGCCAAGUCUACCACCGGUGUCUCACUGAACGACACACUGUUGGUCGGACCCACCGUACACCCUCCACUGAUAGAUGUUCUAUUACAAUUUCGACUACACAAGAUUGCGAUCACAGCUGACGUGAGCAAGAUGUACAGGGCUGUUGAACUGACUCAAUCCAAUCGGGAUCUCCACAGAUUUGUGUGGCGCAGCAAGCCCGACAACACUCUAGUCGAUUACAGAAUGACGAGAAUUACAUUUGGUGUCUCUGCUUCUGCUUUUGCAGCAAACAUGUCAGUCAAACAAAAUACUAUUGAUCAUGCUACUGAGUUUCCACAAGCUGCAAACGUAGUGAACACUUCAUUCUACGUCGAUGACUGUCUAACAGGUGCUAACUCGAUUGAAGAAGCAGUUGAGCUCCAACGACAACUACAUGGUCUUUUUGCAAAGGGAGAAUUCUUACUCAGGAAAUGGAAUUCUAACAACACCACUGUGUUACAAAACAUAUCUCCCGAGCUCAGAGACAGUCAGACACUACAACUGCUACCCACCAAUGAUGAAUACACCAAGACUCUAGGGAUUGAGUGGAGCGCAAAGAAGGAUCAUUUUCGACUCACUGUUGCCAAACCACCUCCACUUGAAACACUGACCAAACGAGCCCUAGUAUCAGACAUCGCCAAGACAUUUGAUGUGCUUGGGUGGUUCUCACCUGCCACCAUCAAGGUGAAGAUUCUGCUGCAGAAGGUAUGGGAGGAGAGAAUAGAUUGGGACGAUCCAGUUCCAAUGCAUAUCAAAGACAUCUGGUCGAAAUGGCGGACCGAAUUGCCCGAACUAUGGCUCAUUCCCCGUUGCCACUUCGACACAGACACAGAAAUUGUAUCCACCCAGCUCCAUGGUUUUUCAGAUGCCUCAGAGUCAGCCUAUUCUGCUGUUGUAUAUCUUUGUCUCACAGAUACUUCUGGUCUCCAUCAAAUCUCUCUGGUAAUGUCCAAGACAAAGGUAGCGCCGAUCAAGCGUCUCUCAAUUCCAAGGCUCGAACUUUGUGGUGCACAUCUACUUUCUCAAUUGCUACACCACGUCAAACGAGUACUCUGCAUACCAUUGUCUAACAUACAUGCCUGGACAGACAGCACAGUAGUGCUGAAUUGGUUGGACGGCAGUCCUAAGCGUUUUAAGACUUAUGUGGGCAACAGGAUCUCAGCCAUCCUUGAUUUGAUGCCACCAGACAAAUGGAAACACAUUAAUGAACUCCAGAAUCCUGCUGACUGUGCAUCCAGGGGCCUCUGCCCCUCUGAAUUGCUAGAUCACCCUCUCUGGUGGGAGCGGUCCUGACUGGCUCAAGCAAGACCAAACCAAUUGGCCAACACAAGUUGAACUUACUCCCAACAGCCAUGAUGAUGAAGGAACAGAGAUUUCAUUAGUGGUCAUACAAACAUUCCCCCAACCUGUGAUUCCAGUCGAUCGGUUUUCAAAACUCAACCAACUCAAUCGUGUCACCUGUUGGAUCAUUCGCUUUAUGAAAAAUAGCAGAUUCAAGGAUCAUUCCAAGAGAAUUCUUACACCUCUGACCAUGUCAGAGCUCCAAGAAGCAGAAAACUAUUGGAUUAAGGAUUAUCCAAGCGGCUCAUUUCAAGACAGAAAUUGAGCACAUACUCAGCAAGCAACCACUAUCUAAGUCUAAUUCACUCCUCACACUGAACCUAAUUGUUGAUAAUUACAAUCUGCUACGUGUUGGUGGGCGAAGGCAAUUAUCUGCAACCCCAUUCCACAAGUGGAAACAUCCCACCAGAAAUCUCCACAUUGGCGAUAUGGUCGUUAUCAAAGAAGAUUCCCCUCUACUCAACGAAUGCCCACUGGCUAGAGUGAUUGAAGUUCACCCCGGACACGAUGGUUUAGUUCGUGUGGCAACCAUCAAGACUUCAAAUGGUGUAUACAAACGCCCGAUUAACAAGCUCGCACUCCUACUACCAAGUGAAGAACAACAACAUUGAAGAUGAACUUAUAUGCAAGGAAAUGUUUUGAAACUAUACUUUAAGACCAUUCGGUCUUGGCCGGCGGUAUGUUGGCAUGUGUACUGGCGUGAUUGUUCAUGAUUUAUCCUGUUCUAUCCUGUUCUAUCCUGUUUUAUCCUGAUGUACUAUUUAUCCUAUGUCAUACCCAUGCAUUUACGCUGUUGUGUAAUUCACAGUUUUUCUUUGUGGUUGUUUAUUCUCACAUUGAUCAUGCAUCCUUGUUUCUGGAUCAUUCUAGAAAUAUUCUCAUCACCCCCUGGGACCUGACUCUUAUAAAUAGUUGUCCAUCCAUUACCUUUUUAGUUGUUGGUUUUUGAGUUGCUGUCUUUGUAUAGUUUGCUGGUACUAUCCCCUUAUUGUGAAUUUACUAGAUCUAUAUGAAAUAUAAAAAUGUUUAUUGGCAGUCAAUCUCAACAAUAGUAAUAGUCUAGUCUGUAUGGUUGCAAGAAGAAUCCA